Funneliformis caledonium is the source of this 450-nucleotide messenger RNA. The record is from the annotation of a GenBank genome assembly. Lineage: Eukaryota; Fungi; Glomeromycota; Glomeromycetes; Glomerales; Glomeraceae.
AUCAAUCCAUCUCCAAAGAAGAAGUGUAAAGAAAAGAAUGAUAUCCUCUUAGUUGCAAUAAAGAUGCCGAAAGCACAAUUAUGCCAUCUUCCUUUGGGUUUCAGUACUGCACAUAAACUAUAUCAAUUUCAUUACUGUGAUGCGGUUAAUUAUUUGAUUCCUUCAUUUAUUAUUGCAGACAAUCCUAUUGAAAUUCUAGUUUGCAGCUACACAUAUUAUAGAUCCUGUUAUAGUAACAAUGGGUUUAAAUGCUUGCAUUGUCUCUCAUUCUUAUGUAAUAGUAUUGAUAAAUAUGUCCAAUCUUUAUUACAAUCUUUACAAAAACGAAAAGAGCAGGUUGUCGAACCAGAAAAUAAUAUUUCUUGUGAUGAUAAUGAUGAUAAAAGUGAACCCAUAAAAUAUGUAGCAUAUGCAUUAGAAGAGGCAUUGCGUAAAUUUCAACAGCAAUAG